GCCAGUCCUCCUCAGGUACCCGCGGAUGCGGCUGUAGGGUAUGUACCACUGCGCGAAUACACCAUGUUGCAAGCCCAUUGGCCGAGACUGUACGCGCGCUCCGAUAGGUCGAACACGGAUUAUUUUCGCGCGCACCUGCGUACAUCGUCUUGGCGGUUUCGAUUUGACUUCUGUGGCCGUUACGGGGUGUUAUGGCGGCUAUGGGGGCGUACCCGUACUCCGUGAGAACGUCCAGAGUGACCAGGGAUUACGGGAGAUACAAGUCGACCUUGACUGUCGAAGUAAAAGCGGCGCCGACUCCGAAGAAGUCUCAAGAAAAGGUUUGAGUCUCCGUUCUCGUGGGAAUUGGUCUUGGGACAAAAGGAAGUGGACUGAAGUGAUGCGCACGAAAGGAGCACAAGGCAACACCCAAGGAUUCUCAAUGUCGACCAGAAUCUAUUUAAGUGAUUCCUUACUUGCUCGGUUUAUUAUUGAUGUCUGGCUGUCACGCUACCAUGUUGACCAUGCCACUUGUGUGAGGAGCCGUGAGGCGCAAUGGCAACACCGGAAGAUGAUCCACCAAGACGAAUCAAUUAUAUCAAAUGCAGAGCCAGCGGUUGCAAGAAUUCACGCCUGAACUGCAACCUUUCAUUUUUUGGAUUCCCAGGAGACGAGAGGAAGUCUGCGUGGAUCGAGUACGCUGGUCAACCAGAAUAUGCCACUCUUCCACCUGAUCAGCUAAAACAUCAGAAGCUGUGCGAGGCGCAUUUCACAUCCGACGCGUUCACAAACAGGCAGAAGACACGUCUGAAAAGAACGGCUGUCCCCACUGUGCCUCUCCAGUCAGUGCAGCGUUGUCCUGCUACGAUAGCUGGCCGAAUAGAACAUGCUGAAGUGUCUGCACCUCACUCACCAACUCCUUCGACAUCCUACCACCAGUCACAUGAGCCAGGGCAAGCCAGCGGCCACACAGAAACCACUGUUUGGUCUGCACCUGAUUCUCCAAUUCCUUCGACAUCCUACCACCAGUCACAUGAGCCAGGGGAAGCCAGCGGCCACACAGAAACCACUGUUUGGUCUGCACCUGAUUCUCCAAUUCCUUCGACAUCCUACCACCAGUCACAUGAGCCAGGGGAAGCCAGCGGCCAAACAGAGACCACUGUUGAGACGGUGCCGCAUUUUUUAGCUCCCAUGACGUCCCCUCCCCAGUUGAAUGUCCCACGGGAAGCCAGUGGUAUCAGUUCUGUGCUUGCUGCUACAAAAGGUAGUGUUGUACCCUCACCCACACCUGGCACAUCUUCAGGGACAUCCUCACCUUGCAGCGCUCCUCAAGAUCUCAGUCCAUUGGCUGAACCCCUUGAAAGUGACACAGUAGACGCCAGACCCAGAGAUUCUGGUAGACGCCAGACCCAUGCCUCUGGAUCUGGUACUAUCCACAGGCGGGGACGUCCCCGAAAACAAAGAACGCCUCGAACUGCCUCCCUCAUUCACCAGCUUCAAGUAUCAAGGGAGCGCCUACGACGUGCAUUGUUUCGAAGCCGUGCAACCUUGCAUUUUGGGGGCCUCACAAGAAGCCAGAUAGUGUUUGCAGCGUCACGGUAUUUGUCAAAACGUGCUCUUAGUCUAUUCCGUGUUCAACUCUUUCUGCAGCCGUUGAACAAGUUUGGUAGGAGGUGGCCCCCCCAGUUUAGGAGCUUUGCUCUUAACUUGCAUUUCAAGGGUCCUCAAGCUUAUCGCUACUUAAGUAAAGUGCUGGCAUUGCCAUCUGAGAGUUCUCUGAGGAGUUGGCUAAAGGACAUCGCUGUGGAGCCGGGAGUCAUGCCUUCGGUCCUUCAAGGACUUAAGACAAGACUCCAAGGACUGCCACCAAAAGAUCGUACAUGCACAAUGAUUUUUGAUGAAAUGUCCAUAAAGGAACAUCUGCAGUACGAUUCUGGAUCAGACGUAGUUUAUGGCUUUGUGGACACAGGAAAGGAAAGGAACUCUGAGAUGGCAAAAUCAGCACUUCUUGUAGUGCUCUCAGGAAUAACAAAAGCAUGGGUACAGCCCUUGUCAUAUAUUUUUUCAAGAUCUACCGUGUCAGCAGAUAUUCUAAAUGAUUUGCUUCAAGACUUGAUUAGACAGCUUCAUUCAUUGGGUGUUUUUGUGAAAGCGGUUGUCUGUGAUCAGGGUGCCAGCAAUUGUGCAUUGUGUAGAAAACUUGGAAUCUCCCCGUCAAAACCAUAUCUUUGUGUUGAUGAGUCAAAAGUCUACUUUAUUUUUGACCCACCACAUUUGAUGAAGACUACACGGAACAUGUUGUUGAAGCAUGACCUGCAGAUUGGAGAUGCCCAACACAAGGUUCAGUGGGCCUUCAUUAAAGAGUUCUAUGAAUCAGACUUCCCCCUAAAGGUACGACUGGCACCCAAGUUGACAGACGACCACAUUCACCCGACGGUAUUCAGUCGUAUGAAGGUCAAAUUUGCAACACAAGUAAUGAGCAAUAGUCUUUCCACUGGGAUCGCUGUCCUUAUUAGCACUGGGUACAUGCAUCCAGCAGCCACUGCGACUUCAGAUUUCCUCCUUAGGAUGGAUGUACUGUUUGAUUGCUUAAACAGUUCAUCCAUUCAGCAGGGUGAUGACAAAAAAAUGAGAUUUGCAAUCAGUGAUUCCACCAAACAUAAGGAGUUACUAGAGUCUGCAGUACAGUGGAUUGCACAGUGGAAAUUCGACAGUGAUAGGCAACCUCCUACUGUUAGGGGGUGGCAAAUCACAAUUUGUGCAAUACUCGCGUUGUGGGAGGACCUUCACCAAAAUUUUGGUUUCGAACAUCUGCUGACACGGCGGCUCAACCAGGACCCAGUGGAAAACAUGUUUGGUCAAUUCCGGCAAAUGCACGGGUGUAAUGAGACACCAAACGCGUUUCAGUUCGUAGCAGGCCUCAAGCAUACCCUUGCGGGGAACCUCAUGAAGCUUCCAAGCAAAGGCAAUUGUGAGGCUGAUACGACUGAACUUUUAAACGAUCUGUUGCACAUGCCGGUUUCCUCAACUGCAAGCAGUUCUUAUGAGCCUGCCGACUCCCAAGGGUUGCCUGCAGUUGAGGAAAUGCAGGCUGAACAUGAUAUGCGUGAUGUGCAAGAGCCCGAUAAUAUUAUUGAGGCUAAUGCACAGUACGCAUACGCAGGGUCCUUGGUUCACUCUUUCUUGAAAAAAUCUGAAUGUCCCAACUGCCCAAACUUGUUGAAGGCUGCAGAUGAGGGGCUCCUAAGACCAGAAGGCUUGUACAGUUACUUGCAAAGUGAAUCACAAAUGUCUGGCAGUACAUUUUGCAUCCCAUCGGAUGCCUUUUUUGCAUGCUUUUGCAAGUUAGAAAGCAUAUUCUUACGAGAGGUUGCAAAAGUCCUACACAGAAAAGGAGUAAAGCAGCGCCUCAUAAGUGCCUUCACUCAGAGCAGUCAUGAGCCUUUCUGCUGUGCAGCAUGUCAAGCCCAUUUCAUAUCUUUUUUUGCCAUAAAGCGGAUGCAAUACCAUAUCAGACUUAAAAACAGAGAGGGUGCUGAGGCUGCUCACAGAAGGUCAGAGCAGAGAAAACGAAAAAAGCUGCCAACGUAAUUGCAAUUCCAUCAGUAGCUUCACAUGAAAAGUACAGCACACGAAAGAAAACAAAGCAUUUAUGAGUCCUACUGAACACUCUGUUGAUGACCCCAGGCUUGACAUACUGCAUGACAACUCUGAAGGUUAUUUUAGUUAUGCCAGACAUUUUCUACAACCAAAGCCUGUUAUAUGCAAAUGGGGUUCUGCCUUUCCUUUGAGACGCAUAGUGUUGGUGGAAAAAGUAUCAAAAUAUGUACCUGUGUUGUAUGAUCCUUUGGUACGUACUCUAGAGUGAAAUGUCACAUCUCAAAAACUACUUCAAAGCAAAAUAGUUCACUUUUACUUUACUUUGCAUAUUCUUAACACUGUGAUAAACAGGGAUCCAGUUUUCCACACUACAGAUAUUCAAGCUGCAUACGAAAAUAUGGAGAAAUUGUUUCCUUCCAAUGCAGAAAUGACAUUUGUCACAUGGUGACAUAGUUUGUAAUGUAUAAAAGGGAUAGGGCACAGACUAACUGGUGUCUCGGUUAUUUCUUCCUUGUAAUGCAUAGUUUGCACGAAAACUUUGCCAGUGCCUAUGGCCAGUCACAAUACUGUUUUACUUGUACCACCAGCACAUAUUAUUUUCCCCUUACAUUUUCAUAUUAGAUUGGCAGGUCCUUUCUCAGGUUAUUAUGGCUAAAGAAACCAAAGAUUAUAUCCAUCCCUGCUUUGUGUAACUUUAUGCAGUGAGAAGCUCUCAAAAAAAGGUUAGCGUUGGUACUAGCUAUAUUUUUAGCAGGAUAGAUCAGUGAAUGAAUCUUUACAUAAUCAGAGGAUGCGCCUUUUUGCUUUUGUGAUGCUAUUGCUAUGAUUAGCUACAACAAUGUGAGGACUGCAUUACGCAGCCGUCCUCAGCUCUCAUGCUGUAGGAAUUGGAAGUCAUUUGAAAGUGCGUAAACGACAUUUUGUGUCUCAUCAGCCAAGCAAAGUUUUUUGAGUCGCAGUACUUACUGAAAAACAUCCGCGUUCCACCACCACCACCAUUUUCCUGACCAACAAAGGCAUAGGAUCCUUUGCAGUACCUUUGCUUAUGAUAUUGUAUAUACACUGCGUCAUAGUCGUUAUUUUGACGUCAUAAUCCUGAAGAGAUUGUUUUAGAGUUUGAGGCUAUGACGAUAUAGCACACUGUUUUCACGUGUUUCACGACCAAUGUAAUGUUAUCCGUGCAUUGCGAUGCCUGUGUACAUAGCAUGUUCUCGUUCCCUCCUGUACAGAUGAAAGCUGUGUAACUUCCUGUUUCGUUCCUGUACAGAUGAAAGCUGUGUAACUUCCUGUUUCGUUCCUGUACAAAUGAAUCCUGUGAAAGCAUAUGUAAUCCUUUUAUGCAGAUAAUGCAUUGGUGUUGUUGCACUGUCGUUGUCGCGGAUAUGUUACGCCUACAAUGGAACUGCGCGAGCUACCUCAUCUACAUUCUCCUGUUCAUUCACACGCACAUGUCUCUCACACUGCCGACUGAUAUAUUCAAAUAAAUGUUUUAUUUCCACAAAACUUGCCUUGGCCACUU
Messenger RNA from Ornithodoros turicata, 5098 nucleotides. RefSeq lists its product as uncharacterized. The record is from RefSeq and is a predicted model, not a curated record. The coding region runs from base 535 to 3570 and encodes 1011 amino acids. NCBI's taxonomy places the organism in Eukaryota, Metazoa, Arthropoda, Arachnida, Ixodida, Argasidae. The transcript has 9 exons.